UCUUGAUUUGUGUGGGAGUUCACUCCCUCCCACUCCCUCCUUCACCUCCUUACCCCUACCCUUACCAACCUCCAAACUCAGCUCCAUGGAUUGGUUCUAGCACCAACCUGUCCUUUUUUCUUCCUUCUUUUUUCUUUUCUUUUCUUUUUCUUUUUGUCGAGGCUUUAGGGGAAUUGCCAAGACCUGUUUCAUGCAUGUCCACUGGCGGCAGGUUCAACUUUGACGAUGGGGGGUCAUACUGUGGAGGGUGGGAGGAGGGCAAGGCGCACGGUCACGGGAUCUGCACUGGACCCAAAGGCCAGGGCGAGUACUGCGGCUCCUGGGCCCAUGGGUUUGAACUGCUGGGUGUCUACACUUGGCCCAGCGGGAACACCUACCAGGGCACCUGGGCUCAGGGCAAGAGACACGGUGUGGGCGUUGAGAAUAAAGGCCGCUGGGUGUACAAAGGCGAGUGGACGAAUGGCUUUAAAGGACGCUAUGGCGUGCGGGAGAGCACGGGGACAAGCGGGAAGUACGAAGGGACAUGGAACAACGGCCUGCAGGACGGAUACGGAACAGAGACGUACUCGGAUGGAGGAACAUUUCAGGGUCAGUGGGUUGGCGGGAUGCGUCAUGGCUACGGAGUUCGUCAGAGCGUCCCUUACGGUAUGGCGGCCGUUAUCCGCUCCCCGCUUCGUACCUCCAUAAACUCUCUCCGCUCCGGUUCAGAGCACAGCAAUGGGACAGCUCUGCUGGACCGGACUGGGGCAGUGGUUCCUGGACCUCCCCCCCUUCCUGGCACGCUGACCACCAGCGUCUCCAUGUGCAGCACAGGCAGCAGUGGCAGCAGCCCCGCGGUGUCUCGGGGAGGUUUUGUGCUGACGGCGCACAGCGAGGCUGAGCUGCUGAAGGGGAAGAGGAAGGGCGGGCUUUUUCGAAGAUCCAUCCUGUCAGGUCUCAAGCUGAGGAAGUCAGAGUCCAGGAGCUCUUUGGCCUCCCAGAGGUCUAAACAGAGCUCAUUCAGGAGUGAAGCUGGCAUGAGUACCGUGUCCUCUGCUGCAUCUGAUAUCAACUCUACCAUCAGCCUCGGAGAUGCAGACACAGAGCUGACGGUCGCUGAUGACGAUGUGGACGCCACAGCAACAGAGACCUACUGCGGGGAGUGGAAGAACGACAAGCGGACCGGAUUCGGCGUGAGUCGGCGGUCCGACGGGCUGCAGUACGAAGGGGAGUGGCUCAGCAACAAGCGGCACGGCUAUGGCUGCACCACGUUUCCUGAUGGCACAAAAGAGGAAGGGAAGUACAAGCAGAACAUCCUGGUGAGCGGCAAGAGGAAGAACCUGAUCCCCCUCCGAGCCAGUAAGAUCAGGGAGAAGGUGGACCGAGCCGUGGAGGGAGCGCAGAAGGCAGCAGAUAUCGCCCGGCAAAAGGCUGAGAUCGCUCUUUCCAGGACGGCUCACGCACAGGGUAAAGCUGAGGCGGCGGUAGCAGCAGCUCAGAAGGCCCAGGAAGAGAGUCGCAUCGCGAGGGUCACUGCCAAGCAGUUCUCCCCUUCUUUCCAGCACCCAGGAAAUGGUAUGGAAGUGCAGCGUCCCAAACGUCAGGUGUCCAGUGAAGUGGAGGGCGAGGGUUUGUCGAGUAGCGCUGGUACAGCCGACAGUCCAGACCUGUAUGUGAAGAGCGCGGCCUCCGAUGACCCCUCUAAUGACGCUGCAACCCCUGAUCUCAGCCCGCCUUCGUCUUCACCACCCCACACCCCGCCGCCACCUGCCCGGCCGUCGCAACGCAGCAAGAGUGCCCGUUUCCACCGGCAGAGCGCAGUGGACCAUGGGGACAGGGGAAGGGAGGGGGGAGAAAGAGGUGAGAAAGGUGUGGGGGGGGAGCAGACAGAAAUUCAGGUGUUGAUGGAGGGAGGCAGUGUGGGAGGUGAAGGUGUUGGAGGUGGAGGAGGGAAGGGGGAGUAUCCACGGGCCAACAGCUGGAGUGAAGACAAAAGGAGGGGACUGUUAUCAAAAGGAGGAGGUGGGGUCAGUGGGCGAGGCACUAGCCGGACCAACGGACACAAACACAGUUCCUCUAAUCACAAGUCGCGGGAGCACAGCUCUUCCAAUCACAGACAGGCCAGGUGGACAGAGUCAUCCUCAUCUGCCUCCUGGACGUCCAGCCACAGGGGCGUGCACGGCAGGGGAGGCCGGCUGCUGGAGCAGGACGAGGAGAAAAUUAGCAACUACGAGAUGGAGAUGAAGCCUUUACAGCCCAGAGACUCAACCACCCACAAGCCCCAUGGGCACGGGGAGGAGAGGCACAGUCACGGAGAGGGGCGUUCACACGCCGUUCAGCGACAGAGGCAUAAGAACCGAGAUGGGAGGGAGGGAAGGGAAGGGAAAGAGGGGAGGGAAGGGGGAAAGGACUCAGCGCACAAGUUGGACAGACAGGGGGAGAAGCUGGACUCACGGCCUCUGCGCCGGGACCUCACCCUCUCCCCCCCUCUGAAAUCCUCCCCCAUCACACCGACGCAGCAGGACCACAGCCUCACACAGAGCAAAGGCAAUUCGGCCUACAGCUCCAUCCUGGUUGUCAUGGUGAUUCUGCUCAACAUUGGAGUGGCUAUUUUGUUUAUCCACUUUUUUAUUUAAAGACAGCACCGCUUUCAGAGUCAGCCUACCUAUGCUACAACAACUAUAAAUUCAUAUGAGUAUUACGGCGAAUCUGCUGCCCCUUCGUGUUCCUGGUGAGAUGGCUGCAACCAGCUGGGACCAAGGAGGGCUCCACCGUCAUUUGGGCUAAAGGUGGCUAACCCAAACUAAGCAGAGCUUGGUCCGGCCAUCCUGGAAGAAAUGCUGAAGUGCAAAGCCCAAAGGGGUGGACAAAGGACGGGUAAAGCAGUCCAGAUGACUGGACUGCAGGGAGAUAAUAUAGUCCAGAAACUGGACUGAAGUGAGCUUCAGAGGUUCACGUCAAGACUGGAGUGGGCUGCCUGAUUCUCAGGCACGAAAGCUGCAGCUGGCAUUUACAGCAAGUGCGCAGACAGGACUGACCAGACAGACUUUUUCAUCUUCAAAUCAUAGUUUUCAACAGAUUUGUAACUUAAAAUUUAUUUAUUAACAUUUUCUCUCAUGUACAAUACAUCGAUGGAUAUGUUCUUUAUUUUGUAACCCUCCUCCCCUUCUUUCUAAAACUCCUGCCUUUUGGUUCUUCCGCCUGCCCCGGUGUUGUUACUGAUGGUUGUGUACUUGUGGUCCAUUGUGUUGGCUGAGACACACUCAAGAGCUGCAGAGUGUGUAUGCGCUGUCCACACACACACGCACACAGAAACACACACUCAUUGCUUUUACAGCAUCCUUCUUCUUCUUUCUCUGGUUAAUUUUUAUCACAUACUGUGUGUGAGGAGGAGUGUGUUUGGAUAUCAUGUUUACAGUGAAAUGCGAGUUUCUAUCAAGCUUGGAUGUUUUUGCCAUCACAGUAUAUGCCUGUGUGUAGGCGUGAGGGUGUGUGUUUGUGUGUGUGUGUGUGUGUUUGUGUGUGUGUGUGGUCUCAAAAUUGCACAGUGGCCUUUCAUGCUGUUCAUGAACUUUACAAGAGCAUCUCACGAGGACAGAGUCGCCGCACAGCAACAUCUAGCUGACUAGCAUCGGCUGACAGCUGCGCUUGCUCCAUCUCUCUCCCUCCUACUCAACCCCACCUCCACACACACCGGUCAAAGGAUGGAACUUCCUCUGAGUUGGUGGAUAUUCACAGCACAGCGUAUUGGCAGAGCCCUGCGCCUGCUGUACCACCAGCUGAGGUAUUUAAAGGAAAAUACUGCUUCCACCAAAGCCUCUCAAAUACGGCUUUCCAACUGCUUCUGUUAAAACCUAACCUGAAGAUAAUGACAACAUCUUUUAUACUAUACUUGCAAGAUGUCUGAAAAAAAUCCUAGUCGCCCAACUGCAUUGCUUUUGUAGAGCAAAUUGAUCCAAGUACAACAAUGCAUGCAUAUGUACUGUAAUAUCUUAGUUGUGCGUUGAAUCUGGAAGCUUCAGAAGCUUCAGAAGCAACAUGUUAGGUUUUGACAGGAGCACAGUUUGGAGACCGGCCUCUUUCUCUUUUUCUUGAUUUUACUCAACUGAGCAACACAGAUUAAAGUCCCUAGUUGGAGCUAGAUGAUGCAAUGCUGUUGUAGUAAACAGUAGCCAGGGCCAAGUGAGGAUUUAUCAUCUCCUCUCCUUAACUUCUCCUCUGCUGAGCAAGACUCUUACUGACACGCAAGCCUGUCACAGACAGCUGUCGUGCUUUUUAAUCAACUGGGUUUCUCUCAAACUGCCCAGUACAAUCCCUCUGUUUCUUUCCAUGAGUGCACAUGACUGCUCAGAGAGUAUAUGAACAUCUGUGUGUGUGUGUGUGUGUGUGUGUGUGUGUGUGUGUGUGUGUGUGUGUGUGUGUGUGUGUGUGUGUGUGUGUGUACGCGUGCGUGUGCGCGCGCAUGUGCGCGCGCUUGUCCUUCUCCUUCCUCAUGAUUGGAUGGCGGGAUGGCUGAAACCCUCACCAUCAGUAACAACUUCCAGGAGGGGCAGAGAGGUUUGCUGUUGCUUUUCUGUCCGACAGCGUUUCUCAGGCUGUAGGCUCAUUUCCGGCGUUUCCCCAUGUUCUGACAACACCUCGGUCUAGAAGCUCUGCUGUAUGCCAUCAGCCUGGUGACGAUGCCCUGCACCACCCUGUUAGUCUGCAGCAUGCUACAGCAUGCCAAGCUCUCUCUCCCUCUCUAUAGUUUCACUCUCUUCUUUCUUUCUUUCUUUCUUUCUUUCUUUCUUUCUUUCUUU
Molecule: messenger RNA, 4778 nt
Organism: Oreochromis aureus
Lineage: Eukaryota; Metazoa; Chordata; Actinopteri; Cichliformes; Cichlidae
Gene: jph3b
Product: junctophilin 3b
Exons: 6
Coding region: 195-2615 (806 amino acids)
Biological process (GO): regulation of synaptic plasticity
Cellular component (GO): junctional membrane complex; endoplasmic reticulum membrane; plasma membrane
Source: RefSeq, a predicted model, not a curated record